Penaeus vannamei (Pacific white shrimp) is the source of this 2186-nucleotide messenger RNA. NCBI's taxonomy places the organism in Eukaryota, Metazoa, Arthropoda, Malacostraca, Decapoda, Penaeidae. The record is from RefSeq and is a predicted model, not a curated record.
AUGGGUGGUUGCUUCAUGUGGGUGAGCUACAUGUGGGAACAAGGGGAACAGCUCUGCCAACUAGUACCUGGUCAACCAGCCCCGGGAUAUCCACCAGUCCCAGGAUAUCCACCAAUCCCGGGAUAUCCAGAAGUUCCUGGAUAUGCCCCGGGAUAUCCAGUUCCUGGAUAUGCCCCGGGAUAUCCAGUUCCUGGAUAUGCCCCGGGAUAUCCACAAGUCCCGGGAUAUCCACAAGUCCCGGGAUAUCCACAAGUCCCGGGAUAUCCACAAGUCCCGGGAUAUCCACAAGUCCCGGGGAUGCCAUAUCUUUACAACCCAAACAUGCCUGUUCUGGAGUCCUCGACACCAACGCCGACGCCAACGCCGACGCCGACGCCGCCGCCAUCGCCGCCACGAACACCGCCGAAUCGCUAAUGGUGGGAACCUCGUACUCGUACGUGGUGAGAGCUGGUAACUAGGUAAUAAACGUUUAUUGUUUUAUUAAAUGUUCGGAUUAAUAAAUUUAGUUUUGUCUAUUGUAGCAAGGUUUGCACGAAAACAGACACACGAUAGCAUUUUUGACUGCUUUCGGUUUUUCAACGCCGGAUCUAAAAAAGGCCGGGCCCCGAGGGGUUACUGUAGGACAUGUUGGGCAAAGCUUCCACCUCAUAAGUUUCCCAUGUGUCCUCACUGCUACAUCCCAAUUGAACCGUGUGAGUGUCCUUGGGUACAGUACUGUGUGGCUUGUGGCAAUGAACCCAUUAAUACAAAACCGCCAGCCUAAUUCUGUCAUCACUGCGCAGCCCGGGUGAGGCUUGGUCAGUUGCCGACUGCCCAAUACUGCCCUUGGUGCGGAAUUUUCUUUAGGACGUACGUUCCAGAAUAUGAUUCUCGCCAUCCUGUUGAUUUUGGUCAGCCCUCGGUGGAGUCGUCGUCGACGUAUUGGACCACAGUUUGGUAUUAUACAGUUUAUUGGUGGUGAGAGGUCAGAUAGGGGCAAACGAGCGAUAACUUAAAACGUCUCGUUUAGGCAAACUUAGACAUUGAUCAUUGAUUUGCCUAUGCCCGCAUGCGGUUCUUGAAAGAAUAAUUCUCUCACCCUGUCUCUCAGAGAUAAUCCUCUCUCUCUGAGAGAUAAUUCCCUCUCUCUAUAUGAUAGAUAAGGAGAAGGAGAAGGAGAAGGAGAAGGAGAAGAGAAGAGAAGAGAAGAGAGGAGGAGUCCACUUUCUCAGUAUGUGGACGAAAUCAUUCGAUAAUCCAGACUAGUCUCUCUCUCUCCUCUCUCUCUCUCCUCUCUCUCUCUCUCUCUCUCCUCUCUCUCUCUCUCUCUCUCUCUCUCUCUCUCUCUCUCCACUCCACUCUCCACUCAGUAUGUGGACGAAAUCAUUCGAUAAGGAAUAAAAACGGAAGAAAGAGGAAAUUUAUUUGAUAUUGAUAAUGGUGGGAGUAAAAAUUUGAAAAAAGACGUGUGUUGAGGAGAUUAUCGAAUGAUUUCGUCCAGUGGAGUGGAGAGAAGAGAGAGAAGAGAGAGGAGAGAGGAGAGAGGAGAGAGGAGAGAGAGGAGAGAGAGGAGAGAGAGGAGAGAGAGGAGAGAUUAUCGAAUGAUUUCGUCCACAUACUGAGUGGAGAAGAGAGUAUAUAUACACACACACACUAGUCUGGAUUAUCAUACUGAGUGGAGAGUGGCACUCUAUAUAUAUAUAGAAGAGAAGAGAGAAGGAGAAGAGAAGAGAGAAGGAGAAGAGAAGAGAGAAGGAGAAGAGAAGAGAGAAGGAGAAGAGAAGAGAAGAGAGAAGGAGAAGAGAAGAGAAGAGAGAGAAGAGGUCCACUCUCAGUAUGUGGACGAAAUCAUUCGAUAAUCCAGACUAGUCUCCUCUCUCUCUCUCUCUCUCUCUCUCUCUCUGAGACUAGUCUGGAUUAUCGAAUGAUUUCGUCCACAUACUGAGUGGAGUGGAGUGGAGAAGAGAGAGAGAAGAGAGAGAGAGAGAGGAGACUAGUCUGGAUUAUCGAAUGAUUUCGUGGAGAAGAGAGAGAGAGAGAGAGAGAGGAUUUCGUCCACAUACUGAGUGGAGUGGAGUGGAGAAGAGAGAGAGAGAGAGAGAGGAUUAUCGAAUGAUUUCGUCCACAUACUGAGUGGAGAGUGGAGUGAAGAGAAGAGGAGAAAGUGGACACACAUACACAUACACAAACACAUACACAAACACAUA